Babesia microti strain RI is the source of this 1872-nucleotide messenger RNA. RefSeq lists its product as hypothetical. The record is from RefSeq and is a predicted model, not a curated record. The transcript is spliced from 6 exons. NCBI's taxonomy places the organism in Eukaryota, Apicomplexa, Aconoidasida, Piroplasmida, Babesiidae. The coding region runs from base 1 to 1872 and encodes 623 amino acids.
AUGGCAGGACCGAUUUCCGCUGAUACAACUGUCUCUGGUGAUUCUACCAAUUUUAUAAACAAAUUAUUACAAUUAAAAGAAUUAUCCGGUGAUAUUUCUGAAAUUUAUAAACGUGCAAACAAAUUUAACAACAAACUAGUAUCAUUGCAGUCAGAUUUCUCAAAUAAUAUCCAAAAUUUUUCCACCAUUUUGAGUGGCAUAUCACAAAGUUAUCUAAUUUAUAAGAAGUUGGGAAGGAAGAUUGAAAAUCUCGAGAAGUUAAACGUUUUGAUGGACAGUUACAUUCAAUGCAUUCAGAUACCCGAAGAGCUCGUUGAUUCCGUUGGAAAUGACGUUAUCGACAAUAAUUAUUUGCUUAAACACACCUAUUUUCUGGCUAAAUUGGACCUGUGCAAUCAGAUACAACAUGAAAAUUAUCCAUCAUUAAUACGGGCUCGAAUAAAACUCAAACAAUUGCUCGAUUUGGCAAAUAAACGUAUAUAUCACCACUUGAGAUAUAUUAUGGAGGAGGGAUUUAAAUCCCAAAAUUUUCACAACCUACUUGAUAAUAAGUACUUAUAUGACCACCUAUUCAAAUACUCCACUUUGACUAAUGACUUGAGGAAGGGUUAUUCAGAAAUGUUAAAAACGAGCUACUUUAAUAGUUUGGAUGAUAAUCUUAGAGUACUGGGAAAUUUUAACAUGUGUAACACUUAUUUAGCACCCAAAGCUAAAACUAAUGCUAAAUCUAGUUUUAAACUUGUAAAAUACCUGAAUAAAAUAUUUAUAACCGAAUUUAGGGAUUACUUGCUGUCAGACUGCGAUUGGAAAAAGUUAUUUGCUGCGGAACAAUCUAGAGGUACAAACAAUGCGCCAGAAAAUCUGUUCAACCAGUUUAUCACCAAAAUAAUUUCAUACAGUAAUAAAGAAUUAUCUAUGGCAUCCAAAUUAUUUGAUAUUUGUGAUGAAGAUUUCGGCAUCAAUUAUCAAAUAUUGAGCGAUUACACUGAGAUUAGACAAGUACUUGUACCAACACUAGAAAAGUUCAUGGGUAAAUGUGAAAUUUACCUGGACAAAUCAGAAGACAUAGUUGGACACUUAUUAAUACUAACAUUCAUUGUUGACACGAUAAGUUAUUUUGAAACUAAUGGCUAUACCCAGUACCAGGAAAUAAUGUCUAAUGUGAAACUAAUGUUUACUGCUAAAGUACAAAAUAUUAUUUCAAAUGUAAUAAAUGAAAUGGUGGAAUACAAUCGUAUUUCUGUUAAAAAUUCGAAGGAUUACUUAAAAUCUGUGGCUAAUACGCCAGAUUGGAAUAUAGAAUUAACUGCCACAUUGAUAGUUACUUGUAUGCGUGUUAUACAUUGCUAUAAUUUUGAUGAUAUAAUAAAACUUUUCAACGAUCUAAUUGAAACGACUUUGAACGCCAUAAUCUCUCUGUCUGCAUUGCAGGAAAGCAGAGUUAAGGAAGAUAUUUACGUUAUUAACCAAUUGGCCUCAUUGAUAAGUGCGUUGGAUUCAAAGAGCUGCAGGGCCAUUGUUGAAAGGUUGGACAAAUUAUACCAAGAAACUUGUUGUAGACACAUAAAUUCUCAAAUUAAACUGAUGUUUAAACCGAUCAUCGAAAUUACAAGUGAUGCAAAUAUUGAUAAAUUCAUGUCUUUGUCAAACGAGUUUAUCACAUCGCACAAAAACAUAUUGUACAAUGUAGAUAAGGCGUGUAAACAAUACUUUCACUCAAAAGUCACUCACACAACUAUUUUGCAACAUGCCAGAAAUUCUGUUAUCAAUAUAUGGAAUGAGUACUUGGUUAAAUUAGAAAAGUUUAAGGAGAUAAAUCCAUCUAGUGGCGCGGAUAAACUGUACAAUAUGUCCAAAAGCGUUAGUUUGUAA